Molecule: messenger RNA, 1128 nt
Organism: Hypoxylon trugodes
Lineage: Eukaryota; Fungi; Ascomycota; Sordariomycetes; Xylariales; Hypoxylaceae
Product: pyruvate dehydrogenase E1 component beta subunit mitochondrial precursor
Exons: 2
Coding region: 1-1128 (375 amino acids)
Biological process (GO): pyruvate decarboxylation to acetyl-CoA
Molecular function (GO): pyruvate dehydrogenase (acetyl-transferring) activity
Source: RefSeq, a predicted model, not a curated record
AUGUCGCGCUACCUCCGUCCGGCGGCUCGAUUAGCUGCCUCUACCCGCACCACGAUAGCCCCCCGAGCUCUUCCCCAGUUCGCACCUGCUACUCUCGCCGUCUCUCAACGAAGAACAUUCGCCGAUGUAAAGGGAACUAAGGAAUACACAGUCCGUGAUGCCCUCAACGAAGCCAUGGCUGAGGAGUUGGAGGCAAACUCUAAGGUCUUCAUUCUCGGUGAAGAGGUCGCUCAAUACAACGGCGCGUACAAGGUUACAAAAGGUCUACUAGAUCGUUUUGGCGACAAGAGAGUUAUCGACACACCGAUUACGGAAAGUGGUUUCUGUGGUUUAGCCGUUGGUUCUGCAUUAAGUGGUUUGGCUCCUAUUUGCGAAUUCAUGACGUUCAACUUCGCCAUGCAGGCCAUCGACCAAAUUGUUAACAGUGCGGCGAAGACGCUCUACAUGUCCGGUGGUAUCCAGCCUUGCAACAUCACAUUCCGUGGCCCUAACGGUUUCGCCGCCGGUGUCGGUGCCCAGCACUCGCAGGACUACAGUGCCUGGUAUGGUUCGAUUCCUGGAUUGAAGGUCGUUUCUCCCUGGUCCGCCGAGGACGCUAAGGGACUAUUGAAAGCUGCUAUCCGUGACCCCAACCCCGUUGUUGUCCUCGAGAACGAGCUUAUGUAUGGUGUAUCUUUCCCCAUGUCCGAAGCGGCACAGAAGGAUGACUUCGUUAUCCCAUUCGGUAAGGCCAAGAUCGAGCGCCAAGGCAAGGAUCUCACUAUGGUCUCGCUCUCGCGUACCGUUGGUCAAUGCAUGGUUGCAGCCGAGGCCCUGAAGAAGAAGUAUGGCGUAGAUGUCGAGGUUAUCAACCUACGAUCAGUCAAGCCAUUGGAUGUGGAGACUAUCGUCAAGUCGGUCAAGAAGACGCACCGCUUGAUUUCCGUGGAAUCGGGAUUCCCCUUCGCUGGUAUGGGUUCGGAGAUCCUUGCUGUAACUAUGGAGUAUGCUUUCGACUACUUGGAUGCCCCGGCGCAAAGAAUUACUGGUGCGGAAGUUCCCACGCCCUACGCCCAGGGUCUAGAGCAGAUGAGCUUCCCUACCGAAGGACUUAUUGAGAACUUCGCCGCAAAGGUGCUACGUGUAUAA